GGGGGGGAGCCCGUUAGUGACGGUUGGUUGGCGGCGUUUGGAGCGCGACUUUAAAUAUUCAAUUACCUUUGUGUGCGACUCGGAAAAAGAGUGGAAGCGGCCGUCGGUGCGUUGACGGGAAUGGAAGAGUUUGUGUCGGAGUUUGGGGAGCUGAGCAGCGCUGAUAUUGAGUGGCUCCAGAAUUUGUACAGAUUUACAGGAAAGAACAUCCUUCCUGUUGCUGUAGAUUGUGAAGUUACUUGUAAGGAGUUGAGCAGCUGUCUCUUUCAAUGCUUAUGCAGAAUUUGUCACAAUCACAGUAAUACUUGUUGCUAUCGAAGAAAAGAUGGACUUAUUCUACCUUUAAGCUAUAGAUUUAUAUCCCUUGAGGAACUUCAGUCUCAGCAGAAGACCCCUUGCUGUAGUCAAUUAACAUGGAGCACCAGUCAGUUCAAGCAGUGGACAGUACAUAAAGAGAGUUUACUAAUAAGUCAUAAGGCACUUAGUCGGACAAACUUGCUGCUGUGUGGUAUCCUGACAGAUAAGACCUCGAUUACUCCAAGUGCUGAAGAGAGACAAGAACAACACAAUGGAGGAAUCUUGUACUUGCAGGACAAAAGUGGAUUCAUACCUUGUGAGGUUAUCAAAUUAGAUGCUCGGUGGUUGGGGCAAUUAGUACUACUUCCAAGCUGGAGUUACAUUCCAUUGACUACUGUUUGGAGACUUGGUGGGACUGAAGCUGGCUAUCUUGAGAUAAUCGAAGCACCAUUUCUUGUGUUUCCAAAACUGUUAGUUGGAAGCCUUUUGGCAUCAAACACGCUGAAUGUUUUACUACCAGAAUCAGCAAUUCAUCUCCUGGACAAAGGGUUUCAUUGCCCUAAAGUGAAGAUGAACAUAGCUGGAGAACUUGGCUGUCUGUGUUCGCUUAUACAUAUCCGAGGGAAAACAUUUUUCUUCUUCUUCCUUAAUUCCUUUGAAACUGAAGAUUCUCUUCCAGUUUUAGUUCAGGUUCCUGCCAAACUAAUGUGGCAUCACUGCUUAGAAGUUUCAAAGCAAUAUGUCAUAACGAAGGUCUUCAUUUCCAGUCUGCAGGGCACCAAUUAUAAGGUGUUUGUAGUGUCAUCGUCUUCUGACUUCUACCAAUAUGAUGUGGGGUCUGUGAAAGAACAAACACUGGCAGAAUUUAUGAAUAUUUCACAUAUGAAGCAGGCUUCUAAAAGUGAGCAAACAUCACUUGCUUGUAAGGAAGAAUCUUUUCAGAAUAGGUCUUCUGUGGACUGGUCAACACAACACACCGUAGAAGAAAUGUGUAAGAGCAGAGAGUCCAAAAUAUGUUCUUAUCGUGGUAUGAUAAGUAAGGUAUUAAACGUUGCAGCAGGCCUUUAUGAGCUGGACGGUAAAUUUGGUCUUUGUGUGGCUUAUCAACAGCUAGUAAAUUAUGGACGUGGUUUGCGGCCUGGAGCACAAGUGGAGAUUCAUGAUGCCCAUGUGCACCGGAAGGUACAUGAACAUUUCCCACACAUCAUGCUUUGCUGCUGCCUGAGGAGUACUUUGGUGAUCACAGAAUUUUCUGGGCUUAGUACAGAAUUUCAGCCCUUCUCUUCCAGUGGCAAUCUCUACAUCAGUUUGCUGUUCAAGUAUAAUCUGGAUCUGCCCAAUUAUUUGUGGGUGGUUCACAUUAUAGAAACAUUUACGCAAAGGUUUUGCCCUCACUUCCUUCGAAAGCAGCACAUCCUAAUGUGUGAUACUGAAUCUGGAAUUAUUGGGAUGUUUCUCAACUCUGUUCUGAAAUAUACCAGUUGGAAAUUGGUAGCUAAAUCUGAGCGGAACAUCUACCAGGAGAUAUUGGCUCAGUCACAUCAGUGUCCUCUUAAAGAGAUCUCUCAACCAAAUUUUCCAUGUCAGAGUAUUUCAUUAUCAGAAUUGCUAUCUCUUACUGAAGAAAGAGCCUGGAGAUCUCUCAACAUGUCCUCCUUGUUGCCAGAUGACGAGAUCAAAUACUUGAUAGCUCAGCAGCUUAACAGUAAGCUUGCUUGGUCAUUUGAAGUUUCAAAACCUGAAGAUUUUCAGCCUCAAAUGAUACUGCAUGGUAUCUUCCAGGCAAAUUACAGAACUGGUCAUUUGCAGCUUCGAGACACUUCGGGUACGUUGGACUGUGUUGUACUCGACUCUAAUGAAGUGAACCAAAUUGCUUUUAGUGACACUUCAUAUUUGGACUGUUUGGUGCAGCUGCAGAAAUACCAACUGGUUUCAGAACGAUUCAUUCAUAGUGAGUUCCCUUCAUCAAAACAACUUGAUGAUCCAAGGUUUAUCAAAGAGAAACACACCAGGAUCUAUGUCCAGUUCUGUGCGGCUGACUUGCAAGUGCUCAAGAGACGUGCUGUUUCGACAAGACCAAAACUGCUCAUCCCUGCACUGUCUAGCACCUUGUCGACCAGUGCAAGAACUGCAGCUCGCAGCAGCUGCAAUGAGGCAUGCAAAAACGAUGAGCUCAACAGCAUCACAUCCAAUCAGCACCAGCAUGGCCCUUCCCUUCCCAAAAUGCCUCGGCUGGAGGAAGUUGUGCUGCAAGAAGGCCAUGUUGGUGAAAGUAGAAGAACUGUUUGUUCACACCCAUUAUGGACUGGCGACGAAGCGGUGGGCAUCCCGGGCGAGGGAAAGCAGUUGCCGGGCACAGGUACACCCGCUGGACAUUCGACAGCAUGCACCAGCCAAAGAAAAAAGGAAACCAGCAACGUCGGCUGCGUUACCCAGUUAAUAGUAGUAACUCACAAAGAUGCUUUGAUGCUGAGGAACUGUCAAUAUGGCAGAAACGAAGGCUGUGAGCAUACUAAUGGCUCUGGAGAGGCUUUCAUGAAGAAAGCUAAGCCGAAGCUGCGCCUGGCUUUCCAGGCGUCUGCAGUCCAUAUAGGAAGCCCCAGAGAGUGGAAAGAUGAAUCAAAAAUCGAGGGAUUGCCAGAGCUGGAAACAGACCCCUCUCUUUGUUCUGAACACAACAAUCGUACACAAGUGCUGUUAAAUUUCAUGGGCAAAGCUGUGAAGUGGUACCAUCUAAUAAACCCAGGGGGAGUGUACAGACUGAUUGCAUCAAAACAGCUGGGCGCAUCUGCUUUUGAACAACGUAAUUCUACAACCAUUCCAGAAAAGACUCUGCAAAGUUUGAAUUGUCCACUUUUCCUUUCUUUUCAACCUGGCUGGAACUUGCAGUAUAUUUCUACAGUUUCUUGUUUACACCGGUCCCAGCUUUUCAAAAGUCUGAUCAACCUGUCUGCUUAUUUUGAAAACUUGGCUUCAGAAGUAACUCAUCUUUGCACUAUUCAAGAAGUACUUUCUUGCAGUUUCUCAGCACCACUUGUCUCUUUCACUGGAAUCAUAUUGGAAAGGAUCUGCUAUAACCCCAAUAUAAGAGCUAACUUUGCAGCUGUUAUAACUGACAAAAAUGCACAAGGUAUUUCAGUUCCUGGUGACUGGGGCCUGAAGCUAACUGUUGGUGAUGUUCAAAAUACUACUAUAGUUCUGCACAUCUAUAUAGAUUUCAUGAUGUUAUCUUACAUCCUUGGAAUUCUACCCGGUUCUGUGGUGACAUUUCAUAGUUUGGAGAGAGUAACAUCCAGACAUAAUAAUGUGUACUGCAAAUAUGUGCCUUCAAGCAGUGUGUCUAUGCUUGAGAAUCCAUCACCAGAGGCUGUAAGGUCAGCCAGUGCAGACUUGCCCCGGCUGUAUCUUGGAAAUUUAAUCUCUGUGCAAGGCAAUCACCUGCAGGGAAUUGUUUGCUGUCAUGUGGUUAAUAUUCACUGGCUGAAACUGCAGUGGGUGUGCAGUCUUUGUUGCAGCAUUGUUAAGCAGGGCAAGUGCACAAGAAGUUCUGGGCCAUGUCCGUCUGCAGUUGCUAUAUUUCGUGCUAAUGCAAGCGUUACUGUCGAGGAUGGAACUGCAGUUGCACGAGUGUACUGUAAAGAUAAACAGGUUGCAGACCUGCUGGCCCUUGGUCCCAUAGAUUGGGAAAGACUGCAACAUCAUAUUGGCCCACAGGGGGAAGUGUAUUUUCAGUGCCAAGGUCGCACUGGAUAUGAACUGCAUGAAGAGAAUACCGAAGAUAUCCUAAUGCAGUACUUUGGAGUUGUAUGUACUAGCGCCAUUGUCUGCAGGCCCAUUCAGCUUGCUUUCAGAUUUGAAUCGAGAAGCAAAUCCAAAAUAGGACAGAAUGAAACCUUUCAACUGAGGACAUUCUCAUGUGGAGACCACCAAUAUAUGACCAAGAUGACACCCGCUUUGUCUUUGACUUGUUUGGACAUAAAGGAAGUGGAUUAUCGAAAGCUUUGCCAUUUGGCAAAUGAUAGACUGAUCCAAUAGUAUCGUUAUUUAAGUGCAUCAACUAUGCAACUGUAGAACAAGAAAUAAUCCCUCAAGUGAAUCAAGAGAUUUGAUGUUGAUGUUUACAAAAGCAUUGCAAGCUGUGAAAAUAAUUUUUGUACUACUGCCUAUUGAGAAAAAUACCUUUUUAUCAAAUUGAUUUUAAACUGACUCGUUUAACGAUAUUCCACUGCAAAGCAAUACUUUAAAUUAUGAUUUAUAUUUUUAAAAUAAACUUCAUUAUAUUAAAAUAAUUAGUAUUUUAGCCUGUAA
This is a messenger RNA of Hemiscyllium ocellatum (epaulette shark), 4605 nucleotides long. It is a transcript of the gene ctc1, whose product is annotated as CTS telomere maintenance complex component 1. The coding region runs from base 121 to 4332 and encodes 1403 amino acids. Gene Ontology annotation, cellular component: CST complex. Gene Ontology annotation, biological process: positive regulation of DNA replication; telomere maintenance via telomere lengthening. The record is from RefSeq and is a predicted model, not a curated record. The transcript has 24 exons. NCBI's taxonomy places the organism in Eukaryota, Metazoa, Chordata, Chondrichthyes, Orectolobiformes, Hemiscylliidae. Gene Ontology annotation, molecular function: single-stranded DNA binding; telomeric repeat DNA binding.